Messenger RNA from Saimiri boliviensis boliviensis (Bolivian squirrel monkey), 631 nucleotides. Its product is annotated as myosin light polypeptide 6-like. The record is from RefSeq and is a predicted model, not a curated record. NCBI's taxonomy places the organism in Eukaryota, Metazoa, Chordata, Mammalia, Primates, Cebidae. Gene Ontology annotation, cellular component: myosin II complex. Gene Ontology annotation, molecular function: structural constituent of muscle; calcium ion binding.
CAGUCAAGAUGUGUGACUUCACUGAAGACCAGAUCGCAGAGUUCAAGGAGGCCUUCCAGCUGUUUGACCUAAUACAUGAUGGCAAGAUCUUGUACAGCCAGUGUGGGAACAUGAUGAUGGCCCUGGGCCAGAACCCCCCCAACGCCGAGGUGCUCAAGGUCCAGGGGAACCCCAAGAGUAAUGAGAUGAAUGUAAAGAUACUGGACUUUGAACACUUUCUGCCCAUGCUGCAAAUAGUGGCCAAAAACAAGGACCAAGGCCCCUAUGAGGAUUAUGUCAAAGGACUUCCGGUGUUUGACAAGGAAGGAAAUGGUGCCGUCAUGGGUGCUGAAAUCCGGCACGUUCUUGUCACACUGGGUCAGAAGAUGACAGAGGAUGAAGUAGAGAUGCGGGUGGCAGGGCACGAGGACAGCAAUGAUUGUAUCAACUAUGAAGAGCUUGUCCGCAUAGUGCUGAAUGGCUGAGGACCUUCCCAGUCUCCCCAGAGUCCGUGCCUUUCCCUGUGUGAAUUCUGUAUCUAGUCUGAAGGCUUCUAGGCUCUCAUCUCAGCACCUUUCCCAUCUUGUCUCUCUUGGAUGAUGUCUGCCGUCAGAAUUCACCAAAUAAAACUUGCUCUCCAGCAAAAAAAAAA